UUAUUGUUUUUUCUUUUGUAGAGAACAGAGUGAAAAGUUGCAAAAGAUCAAGUCGGAGGUUUUUGAGCUUGAAGAAGAUAAAAAUGCUUUGAAAGGUUAUAUUGUGGACCUUGGUCAGGAACGAAGUGUUUUAUCCUCUGAUGUUCUGAAAUUAAACUCAAUGAAAAGAGAUCUUAGCUUCAGUAUUACCCAGCUACAGGAGGAGAAGAAGGAACUUAGCUCCAGUGUAUCCCAGCUACUGGAGCAAAAGAAGGAACUUAGCUCCAGUGUAUCCCAGCUACUGGAGGAGAAGAAAUCCGUCCUGGAUCUGGUUGAGACGGAGAAACUUCACAGUACAAGGAUGAAGAAUGAAUUAGCUCCGUUGUCAACAGAGGUUACUCAGCGGAGAACAGAACUUGUAUCAAUCCAAUCAGAUAUCCAGGUUGCAAAACAGGAACUUGAAAAGUUACAAAAGAGUGUAGUGCUUCAAUCACAACAAGCUGUUAGCAGUGCCAGUGAGAAAGUUGGGGAUGUGACAGUAUCGGUUCCUGGUGCUAGUUCAUCUAAUGAGAGUGUUCUCUCCAUCCUUCUUGCAAUCUCUGUUAUAGGAAAUAUUAUACUCGGUGCUCCUUUCAUUGCCGGCGUAGUUAAACAGAUCCCUGCACGAGAAAACCCAAACAGGAUUCAGUUUCCUCCCCCAUCCUUCCUAGGCGGAGCACCUAAACCUAAAGAGAACCUAAUCCAGCUUGUAGAGAAGAAAUCCAAGAAAACUCCGGAAGUAACUCCGGAAGCAACAGGAUUUAGUCCUAGUUUCAACUCGGGUGGAUUUGGUGAGUUUAGUCAAGACGUCGGGGGAUUUAUUUUCGACAAGAACGGAUUGGACUCCGACAAGAACGAAUUUGGCUCUAACAAGAACGGAUUUGGUUCCGACAAGAAUGGAUUUGGCUCCGACAAGAAUGGAUUUAACUCCAAGAAUGGGUAUAGCUCCGACAAGAACGAAUCUAACUCCGACAAGGAUGGAUUUGGAACCAAAAACAAGAUAGGGUUUAACAAACAGGCUGCUCUCUCUAAUCUCAAGUAUGUAUCAGAUCGACUACGAAAGUUUGAAAAAAGAUUCAAGAAUCAGUAUGUUCAGGAUGUAUAUUACGAUCUACCAAAGAGCUUUUAAAAUUUAGUCUUUAAAUGUAAAAUGUAAUUGUGAUUUUUAAUCAAAUAUGUUGUUAACCCUUUUCCUGCUGGG
This is a messenger RNA of Eurytemora carolleeae, 1219 nucleotides long. RefSeq lists its product as uncharacterized. The transcript has 7 exons. The record is from RefSeq and is a predicted model, not a curated record. NCBI's taxonomy places the organism in Eukaryota, Metazoa, Arthropoda, Copepoda, Calanoida, Temoridae. The coding region runs from base 161 to 1147 and encodes 328 amino acids.